AUGCACGGGUUAGGAUCAUGGGAGUCCGCGGUGGAGACGGUGAAGGAGGGCAAAAAGAAAAAAGGCGGCGGCUUCCAGACCUUUGGCCUCGCCAAGCCCUUGUUGGAGGCGAUUUUAAAACAAGGCUUUACCGUCCCGACGCCGAUCCAACGCAAGGCCAUCCCCCCGAUGCUGCAGGGAAACGAUGUCGUGGCGAUGGCGCGUACGGGAUCGGGCAAAACCGCCGCCUUUCUCAUCCCCAUGCUGCACCUGCUGAAAGAACAUUCCAAGGUGGUGGGCUUCCGCGGCCUCGUGCUGUCCCCCACGCGCGAGCUCAGCCUACAAAUCAUGCGCCACGGCUUCGCGCUGAACCAAUCCAUGAACCUCACGUUUGCCGCCUUGGUCGGCGGGGCCUCGCUGGAGCAGCAGUUCGAGCUCCUGGCUGGCAAUCCGGAUAUCGUCAUCGCGACCCCGGGACGGCUCUUGCAUAUUAUGGAGGAGUCCUCGAUCCAGCUCACGAUGGUGCGCGCGAUCGUUCUGGAUGAGGCGGAUCGUCUUUUUGAGCUCGGAUUGCAACCCCAGAUUGUGAGUAUUCUGCACAAAGUCCCCGAUUCCGCCCAGCGCGCCCUCUUCUCGGCCACGAUGCCGAGUAUCCUGGCGGAGUUCACCAGCGCGGGACUGCAUAACCCGGUUGUGAUCCGCCUGGAUGCGGAGAUGAAGCUGAGCGAUAAGCUCCAGGAAAGCGCGUUUUUUGUCCGCCAGGACGAGAAAGUCGCCGCGUUAAUUGUGCUGCUCAAGCGUCUGAUCCGGAUCGCCGAGCCCGGCGGGGAGGGUCCGCAGGCUUUGAUCUUCGUGGAAUCCAAAUUUCACGUGGAGUUUAUCGGGCUGGUGCUCGCGCACUACGCGAUCUCGCACAGCGCCAUUCACGGGCAGAUGGACCAGGAGGCCCGGCGGCUCGCGGUGCGGGACUUCGCGAAGCGGCAGACCGCCGUGAUGGUCGUGACCGACGUCGCGGCCCGCGGGCUCGACCUUCCCCUUUUAGACAACGUCAUCAACUUCAGCUUCCCCUCGACGCCGAAGCUUUUUGUGCAUCGCGUCGGCCGCGUCGCGCGCGCGGGGCGGGCCGGGGCCGCCUACUCCAUCCUCACCUUCGAGGACUUCCCCUACUACAUCGACCUCAUGCAGUUCUUGGACAAGCCCCUGCGGUGCACCCAACCCGCGGGGGAUUCGCUCUUCGACCCGGCGGACGGCACUUACGGCCGCUUUCCCGAGGAGGAGAUCCAGCUCGAGCGCGAUUUCCUUCGCCGCCUGCACCACAGCGAUGUGGAGCUGCACAACCUCGCCAAGGUGGUCGAGAACGCCCACCAAAAGUACACCCGAACGCGGCGAAAACCCACCCACGACGCGAUUCAGGCGGCGCGCCGGCCCGAGUACGGCUUCGAUCGCACGCCUUUGCAUCCGAUCUGGCUGUCCAGCCUCGAUCGGCGCCGCGUGGCGGCGGAUCAGGCCCGCUUCGACCUCAAGCGCUUUAAAUCCAGCGAGUCCCUUCUGGAGCUCAUCUCGGGGGAGAAGCUGUUUCGCCUCGAAAGGCCAACAACGGUGCAGAGCCUCUAUGCCUCACACGACGCCAAGGACAAUACGGAAGGGAAAGAGAAAGAAGAGGGGAGUGCUUCGGCGAAUCUCAGCUUUGCGGAUCGCAUGCUUCGCCGUGCGCAGGAGCGAAAAAACCGCGCGAACGCGGCGCAGGACCACCCCGACGCCGCCCACCCCUCCGAAGCUUCCUCGUCGUUUGAGGUGAUCGUGCAGGCGCCCCUCAGCGCGGCCCGCGAAUCGCUGGAGUCCGGCAAAUAUCGCGAUGCGGAGUUUUUCAUCAACCCCACCCGGCGCGAGACCGUCGACGACGUGCACUGCUCCGUCCACAACGCGGUGCUCGACCUCAACGCGGAGACCACCGCCGAGGAGGCCCACCAACGGAUGGUCUACGCCUGGAAUAAAAAGAAGAAUCGCUACGUCCAAAUGCACGUCAACGACGCGAAGGCCUUGCUCAAAGGGGUCAAGAAUGAGGCGGGCAAGGCGAUCAACUACAAAACCAAGCUCCAGAGCUAUAGCAAAUGGAUGAAGAAGAGUAAAAUGCGCAUCCAAGACGCCGGCGAGGAGGAGGAUCUCGGGCCGCUCAAACGGGCGCGCAGCGCCGCCGGGGAGGCUUCGCACACCGACCUCGCCGGCGACGAAAACGAGGAAAACGACGUGGAUAUGAGCGAUCCUAACCAGGGCAAGAAACUUCGCAUCGGGCGUAAACAGAAACGACUCCCAAAGGACGGCCAUGUACGCACCUUUGAGGAAAUGGCAACGAUAAAGCGUAAAUUAGCGAAAGAAAAGUCUAGGAUUUCUAGAAAGACGAAGGUGAAGAAAGGGAAGUGA
This is a messenger RNA of Phytomonas sp. Hart1, 2400 nucleotides long. NCBI's taxonomy places the organism in Eukaryota, Euglenozoa, Kinetoplastea, Trypanosomatida, Trypanosomatidae. The record is from the annotation of a GenBank genome assembly.